This is a messenger RNA of Purpureocillium lilacinum, 762 nucleotides long. RefSeq lists its product as uncharacterized. Gene Ontology annotation, cellular component: endoplasmic reticulum membrane. Gene Ontology annotation, molecular function: iron ion binding; C-4 methylsterol oxidase activity. Gene Ontology annotation, biological process: sterol biosynthetic process. Lineage: Eukaryota; Fungi; Ascomycota; Sordariomycetes; Hypocreales; Ophiocordycipitaceae. The record is from RefSeq and is a predicted model, not a curated record.
AUGGAUCAAGUGACGAACCUGUGGAAGCACACGGUUGCGUCGUACAACCCGUACGCCAUCGAUGUUGUAGGCAACCUCGUCAUCCAAGUUGUCUUCUGGUGGAUACCCUGCAUCGUGUUUGUCUCUCUCGACACCAUCGCGCCGGCGUUCUCCGAGCGCCACAAGAUCCAACCGGCGCCGAAGCAGCCCACGGCGGCUGAGAUAUGGCACGCCGUCGCAGUAUCAACUCGGAACCAAAUCCUCAUCACCGCCAUCCACCUCGCCCUGACUUAUGCUUCUUACGCGCAGGGUCACCCGCCUGCAGUCCGCGUUGAGGCCGCGUUGCCCUCGCUGACCGAGUUCGCGCGCGACUUCAUCAUCUGCGUCGUCGUGCGCGAGGCACUCUUCUAUUAUUCGCACCGGCUCUUCCACGUGCGCUACUUCUACAAGCGCAUCCACAAGAUACACCACAAGUUCACCGCGCCGGUCGCCUUCUCGUCGCAGUAUGCGCAUCCGAUCGAGCACAUCGUGGCCAACACCCUGCCGAUCGCGCUGCCGCCCCUGCUGCUGCGCACGCACAUCCUGACCAUGUGGGUGUUUCUCGCCUGGCAGCUGGUCGAGACUUCGACGGUGCACAGCGGCUACGAUUUCUUCGGUGGCGCGGCGCGAAAGCAUGACAGGCACCACGAGAGGUUCGAUGUUUACUUUGGGGGCAUUGGCGUGCUGGACUGGUUUCACGGGACCGACGAGAGGCUGAGGUUGAAGGGAAAGAAGGCGGAGUAA